Messenger RNA from Oncorhynchus masou masou (cherry salmon), 318 nucleotides. Its product is annotated as conserved oligomeric Golgi complex subunit 6-like. NCBI's taxonomy places the organism in Eukaryota, Metazoa, Chordata, Actinopteri, Salmoniformes, Salmonidae. The record is from RefSeq and is a predicted model, not a curated record. Gene Ontology annotation, cellular component: COG complex. Gene Ontology annotation, biological process: intra-Golgi vesicle-mediated transport.
UCUCUCCCUCUCUCUUUGUCUCUCAGGUACACCCUGGAUGAGUUUGGGACAGCUCGGAGGUGUGUGGUGGUGCGGGGGUUCAUUGAUGCCCUGACCAGAGGGGGUCCAGGGGGCACGCCUCGACCCAUAGAGAUGCACUCCCACGACCCUAUGAGGUACGUAGGGGACAUGUUAGCGUGGCUGCACCAAGCCACCGCAUCAGAGAAGGAGCAUCUGGAGGCCCUGCUGAAACAGGUCACAGCACAAGCGCCAGGAGUGGAUGAGACCAUGCAAGAGGUGGUGGGACACAUCACUGAGGGAGUCUGCAGACCUCUUAAA